ACAUCAUCCAACCCACCAAAGGUCAAUCGAUUCAGUUCUUCGUCUUCGCACUGCUUAACGUAGACGAUGGCCGCUAUUCUGUCUUACUUGCCUCCCUUUGAGGGUUUCCUACCCAAGUGGCUCUUCCUGGUCUCUGUCGUCUCUUCAGCAAACAGUAUUCAAGCGUAUCGGUCAGAUUCCUACGCUGCGGAGCUCUACAAUGGACGGUCCGCUGAUGGUCGCCCGUUAACCAACCCUUUAUCCUCUCGAACCUUUGGCACCUGGACUUUCCUCUCCGCAGUGAUCCGAAUGUACGCAGCUUACAACAUCACAACUCCUGUGGCAUAUGACCUUGCUAUAUGGACUUUCGGCAUUGCCUUGGUGCACUUUGUUGGCGAGUGGCUGGGUUUUGGUAGUGCCCAACUCAAGGGGCGGUUCGUGAGCCCUCUGAUUGUCGCCUCCUCGACCCUGGCUUGGAUGUUGACACAGAGGGAAAACUAUCUUGCCGCCUAGCUUUCUUGUUCUUCUAAACGCGACACAUUAUCUAAUCUCUCGAUAUACGAAAUCGUUCUACCCUACCCAAUCCGUGACAUCUCUUAGCUAUCGAGCUUCUUCCUAUACAGCUCUCCUCC
This is a messenger RNA of Aspergillus alliaceus, 611 nucleotides long. Its product is annotated as Erg28 family protein. Lineage: Eukaryota; Fungi; Ascomycota; Eurotiomycetes; Eurotiales; Aspergillaceae. Gene Ontology annotation, molecular function: protein-macromolecule adaptor activity. The record is from RefSeq and is a predicted model, not a curated record. Gene Ontology annotation, cellular component: endoplasmic reticulum; membrane. The transcript is spliced from 3 exons. The coding region runs from base 67 to 492 and encodes 141 amino acids.